Molecule: messenger RNA, 1245 nt
Organism: Oppiella nova
Lineage: Eukaryota; Metazoa; Arthropoda; Arachnida; Sarcoptiformes; Oppiidae
Source: the annotation of a GenBank genome assembly
AUGUUUACAAAUUUUACUAUUCACAAAACAUCAAUUAAUAAUGGGAAUAUUGUUGCCUAUACAUUUGACACCCAACUGGAUGACCAGGAUCAGUACCACUUAUACUGGAACUACAAUACCAACUCAGUCACCUUUCGCGUGAAGGCACAGUUAGCCCACAAUAAUGACUGGUUUGCUAUCGGUUUCUCACAUGAUGGGGGUAUAGGUGGCGCCGAUAUAUGCAUCAUAUGGGCUGACGCUGAGUCUAAUCUAAAAUUACAGGAACUACAUGUGGACAGUGAGGGCCUGGCUGUGGUGGACCCCACCAACGACUGCCUUCGUUUGAAUGCCAGUCUAGAGUCAAAUGAAUUGAGUUUUGCGUUUAGACGCGCGUUCAACACGUGCGACCCAUACGACUAUAUUAUCGAGGAUGGGACCACUAAUAUGGUGUACGCGACGGGCAGUGCGACUAAAAACCAUACAAUAGAUAUGAAUGAUAGUAAACACGGGACCCGACCCAUUAGACUUAUGGAUAUUCCGGAUCCCUGGGCAAACGGCUCCAAACCUUUCGUAUACCCGGAAGAGGUAGGCGUUGCAGUGGGCGGUCAAAGUGGUCCCCAAUACCUCUUACUUGAAACUCAUUACCACAACCUUGCUUAUAAACCAGACAUACUAGACAGCUCAGGGUUACGUAUAUACGUAAUUAAUAAACCACGCAAAUACGACGCCGGCCUAGUAAAAAUAGGCAUGAACUCAUUUGGUAAAUACGUUGACCUCCCGCCCAAUCGCCCGGUGGUUGACUUGAGUGUCUACGUGACCCCCGAGUGCUCAUCGGUGGCACUGCCCGUCAAUGGUAUUACAAUAUUUGCUCAGGAGUUUCAUACACAUCAAAAACGUACCAGGGUCUGGACCCAACACGUACGUAAUGGUACAGAAUUGGCCGAGUUUAACCGAGAUAAUCACUGCAACUACCAGUUCCUUGAUAUUUGGCUAUUAAAACAAAGAGUAACUGUUAUGCCUGGAGAUGUGCUAGUUCAUACCUGCAGUUAUGAUACUACAAAAAACCCAGUGGCUCCGGAUAUUAUGUGCAGUACAUUUUUCCACUAUUACCCGGCUACUAAUUUGAAAUGGGUGGUCAAUGAAUUAGGGCCUUAUAUUAGAUAUUUGGGACAACACUUGGAUUAUACUGAACAGCAAUUAAAUGAUAAUAGACCACCAUUUGAGGAAAUAUGCGAUAAAUUGUCCGGUGAAAGUUACCCGGUAUAG